UUUACGGAGGAGUGUCGUCGCGAACGGUUUGCGUUUUAGGAGGGUGGCUUAAAGUGGGGACUUGGAGGUUUUAGUUUUUUUGGAGUGGACCAGUGUAGUGAUCCAGUUUUGCAAGUUUUCAUAAAUACCAGUCCGGUAGCGUUUGAAUUGAUUGUUUUGCUUUAAAGGUCUAGUGAAGCCGGAUUUGGGAGUGACUUUUAUUUUGGAUUUGGUUGAGUUGAAAGAAAGGCGAAAGCAAUGAUUUCCAAACUGGUCGUCCUGUCCGCCCUGGUGGCGGUCGCAAUCUGCGAGUCAAAGCUGAAGGUCGACGUGGUGUCGGUGCCCGAUGGAUGCACCACCAAAACCAAAAACGGCGACAUGCUGACGAUGCACUACACCGGCAAGCUCACCGACGGCACCAAGUUCGAUUCCAGCUUUGACCGCGAUCAACCCUUCACGUUCCAGCUGGGCGCCGGCCAGGUCAUCAAGGGCUGGGACCAGGGACUCACGGACAUGUGUGUCGGCGAAAAGCGCAAGCUGACCAUCCCGCCAGAGCUCGGCUACGGUGACCGCGGAGCCGGAAACGUCAUCCCCGGCGGUGCCACCCUGGUGUUCGACGUCGAGCUGAUCAACAUCGGCGACUCGCCCCCAACCACCAACGUGUUCAAGGAGAUCGACGAGAACAAGGACAUGCAGCUGAGCCGGGAGGAGGUCAGCGAAUACCUGAAGAAGCAGAUGGUGGCGGCUGACGGUGGCCAGGAGUCCGAGGACAUCAAGAACAUGAUCGCCGAGCACGACAAGCUCGUCGAGGAGAUCUUCCAGCACGAGGACAAGGACAAGAACGGGUUCAUCUCGCACGACGAGUUCUCCGGGCCGAAGCACGACGAGCUGUAAAAGUGGUCUCGACUUCCUCACCUCUUAAUACUUGUUUUCCCCCCUCCCAAAUUGUUUUCACUUUGUUGCGAAAACUUGUUACAAAUCUUGACUUCGUCAUACAAGUCGACUAAUCUUAGCUGUUAACGUUAGUUUCUACACCAGAGGAUUUAUUUUUCAUCGAUUUUUUCUUAACAUUUUUUUCCUGUUUCCAAAACUCUAUCGUUGACAUCGUUGAGAAAAACUUUAUGUUUUAUUAAAGUAAAGAAGCGUAGAUUAUUUAUUUUUAUCGUAAAAUAUUGUUUUGCAAAAUCGUUCAACUAGCGAAAAGUUAAAUUUUUGUUUUGUAGAAUAAACGAGUAACAUCACAAACACACAAAAAGCACUAGAAAAAGCGCAGGUGGUAGCCAAAAUUCCGUUUCCAUUUUUUGUGUAAAUACGUUGGAGAAAAGUAAACAGCUAGAAACAAAGGAAAGAAAGUAAGUUCAUUUUGGAUUCAUUCGGAAGAAGAAAAAAAUCAAGAAAUGCUAGGAAAUGAAACUAAAUUUUGUGUUGUUAGGUAAAACGCGCAAGGUAGUUACGUAAAUGUUCUAAAACAAUGAAGAAGAGAGAAAGAGCGUGUGCUUAACGAAACGUACUUUUAUCAAUCAUCGAUAGAAUGAAAAACCAACACAAGAACAACAUAUCACAGUUUAAUGAACGAAAAUAAAGACUUUUUGUAUAGAAAUUAAAAA
This is a messenger RNA of Culex pipiens pallens (northern house mosquito), 1586 nucleotides long. RefSeq names its product FK506-binding protein 2 (gene Fkbp14). NCBI's taxonomy places the organism in Eukaryota, Metazoa, Arthropoda, Insecta, Diptera, Culicidae. The transcript has 5 exons. Gene Ontology annotation, molecular function: peptidyl-prolyl cis-trans isomerase activity; calcium ion binding. The coding region runs from base 238 to 873 and encodes 211 amino acids. The record is from RefSeq and is a predicted model, not a curated record.